This is a messenger RNA of Eutrema salsugineum, 746 nucleotides long. Its product is annotated as histone H3.3. Gene Ontology annotation, cellular component: nucleosome. Bases 158 to 568 code for a protein of 136 amino acids. Gene Ontology annotation, molecular function: protein heterodimerization activity; structural constituent of chromatin; DNA binding. The record is from RefSeq and is a predicted model, not a curated record. The transcript is spliced from 3 exons. Lineage: Eukaryota; Viridiplantae; Streptophyta; Magnoliopsida; Brassicales; Brassicaceae.
CAGAUCGAACUCCUUCUGUAUCUCCCAAGAUUAACCGACUAAACAUCGACCUAUAUAUAUUCAUAAUAAUAACUUUUUACUGUUCCACAUCAAAGAAAACUCGCUUCUCUGCAAUUUAUCCAAUUCUCUCAAAUCCUUUCGCAUAUUUGAGAAGACAAUGGCUCGUACGAAGCAAACUGCUAGGAAAUCCACCGGAGGAAAAGCUCCCAGGAAGCAACUUGCCACCAAGGCGGCGAGGAAAUCUGCUCCGACGACCGGAGGAGUCAAGAAGCCUCAUCGUUACCGUCCCGGAACUGUCGCUCUUCGUGAGAUCAGGAAAUACCAGAAGAGCACGGAGUUGUUGAUCCGUAAACUUCCAUUCCAGAGACUUGUUCGUGAAAUCGCCCAGGACUUCAAGACGGAUUUGAGGUUUCAGAGCCACGCGGUUCUAGCUCUUCAGGAGGCGGCGGAGGCAUACCUUGUGGGUCUCUUCGAGGAUACCAAUCUCUGUGCGAUUCACGCUAAAAGGGUUACGAUCAUGCCCAAGGACAUUCAAUUGGCUAGACGGAUUCGUGGAGAACGUGCUUAAGUUUCUCAAAAUUUCAAUUAGUUUUCGAUCAUGUAUUACUAUUAGUGUUUGGAUUCUUUCCUUUUGUUUUUGUUUCUUCUUUUUCCCUUAUCAAGUACAUGGUGUUAAUCGUUCAACAGCUCCUUGAAGCUAAACAAUGAUAUUAAGUCUUUUUAAAUGAUGAAGUUUCUUUGAUUUC